CUGGCUGGCGAGCGCAAUUUCGCCCGAAAAGCGCCGGCUGCUGCGUCCCGACUCUGCGCGUCCGAGGCGCCCGUCUUGCGCGCCCCUGUUUCCCCUGCGCUCUCCAAUAGGGAGCGGUAGGAGCACCUUUGCAGACCUCCCCGCUUGGCGCUCCGAGAGCGGGGAAGUGAUUCCCUCCCCGGCGCCAGCGCCUCGGCAGCAGCAGCCUUCGAUUUCUCCCGCUCUUCUGGAGAUCCACCCCCGGCGGAUCUCAGCAGCCGAGGCGUCGGCGUCGGUUCUCCCUCCUUCCUUCCUUCCACCUCGCUUCGCCCGCCGGGUCUUGCGGCUGGGGCUGCCUCUCCCCAGACGCGCACGGACGCCGCGGGCGGAGGAGAGCGCGCUUAGCUGGGAUGGCAGCGGGUGCCGCGCGGGGCUGAAGCCGGAGCGGCGCCCGCCAUGGCCAAGCAGUACGACGUGCUCUUUCGCCUGCUGCUCAUCGGGGACUCGGGCGUGGGCAAGACCUGCUUGCUGUGCCGCUUCACCGACAACGAGUUCCACCCUUCGCACAUCUCCACCAUCGGAGUCGAUUUUAAAAUGAAGACUAUAGAAGUAGAUGGCAUUAAGGUCCGAAUACAGAUCUGGGACACUGCAGGUCAGGAGCGAUACCAGACCAUCACGAAGCAGUACUACAGGCGAGCCCAGGGGAUAUUCUUGGUGUACGACAUCAGCAGUGAGCGCUCAUACCAGCACAUCAUGAAAUGGGCCAGUGAUGUAGAUGAGUAUGCCCCAGAUGGCGUCCAGAAGAUCCUCAUUGGGAAUAAAGCAGACGAGGAGGAGAAGAGGCAAGUAGGCAAAGAGCAAGGCCUCCAGCUGGCCAAGGAGUAUGGCAUGGAUUUCUAUGAAACAAGUGCCUGCACCAACGUAAACAUCAAAGAGUCUUUCACUCGUCUGACAGAGCUGGUCCUGCAGGCCCACAAGAAGGAGCUGGACGGACUCCGCACGUAUGCGGCUGAUGAACUGAACCUGGUUGAGCUGGAGGAGGAGGCAAGCAAGCCAGAGGGCACAGAGCACUCCCCCAAGACCUGCUGGUGCUGAAAGCCUCCCAGUGCUCUUCCUUUUCUUCUGUCCCCCAGUGCAGGCAGAGAGGCUGCCACCUAGAGAGGGCUCCAUCUCUUUGGUCUCUGGUUGCCUGCCUGCCUGCCUGCCUGCCUGCCCACUCUCUGCCCUGCUGGAUCCUCUUUGGAUUUCCUGGUGUUUCUCCUUGAUUGGUGAUUUCUGUUGUUCCCCCAAACUCCCUGGAUCCAAAUCUCUCUUCGGGGGGGCUCACAAUAUGCAGAACAUCACCCCGCCACCUUUGCGGAAGAGCUGUGGUUGGCGAUCGCAGCAGCCGAGGCCCAUUCAGCAGCCUCUCAACCUCCAGGUGCUCUGCAGCCUUGCCCUUUUCCAGGGGGCAGCUGAGCCGGUUGGGUUCUGUGCCUGGGUGCAACUAGGCCUGUCCUCUGAGAACAGGGCGCUCAAGGAGGGAGGAAUGUCCCGCUUCAUUCACUCUCCUCCAGACAAACCGUUUGCUUGCACACCCUCAAUAGCAGGCCUGCUGAAGGCUUGUCCGUUUGUGUCCGCCCCCCGCCCCCCAUACAUUGCCUUGCCAUUUCAGCAUCUGCCCUAAUGCCUGCACAGCUUUGUGCAGGGUUGUGGCUUUGCAGCUGUAUUGGAUACAGUGUCUUGUACAUACCUGGCUGCCUGGAGGUUGUUGUUUAAAAAAACCUCUCACCAUGGCACCUCGCCAAAUUGGGGCUUAUUCCAAAGUGCGCAGUGGCAUCUCUUGCCCUGCUAAGUGUAAGCUGCUGGGAGCAGCAAGAGUCUAGCCCUGCUGGGAAUGGGGUAGGAUGAUGGAAAUUUGGGGCUUUAAAUUCAGACUCGCCUUACCAGUUGCAAAGAAUGUUUGCUUCUUCCCAGGCCAAACUAGGCUCCCAUUUUGUAACUCCUUGGAGCCUUGUCUUGCACACCAAGCAAAAUCCUUGCCUACUAUUAUUUACUCGAAGAUUUUUGUAGGGCAUCUUUGCUUGGCUCCCCUUGGGUAUCCCUGGUGGUGCAGGUACAUGAGGCACCUGCUUAGCCUAUAUCCCUGCACCAACGGAGGCAGAGAGCCCACCCUAUCUGUGUGUCACCUGUGUGGAACUGGCUUUGAGAGCCCCCUUGGAAUGACUUUCCCAACUAUUCACCAAAGCGCUGAUAUGGAAACACACUGUAAUCUGUGCAUAGAGCCUUCCCUCAUUUGUUUCUUCCCACUCUUGAGGUCCAACCUGUAAGAAGUUGCUCAAGACCCUUUCGUGGGCUCUUUUUAGAAGUUCCUCCACGGAAGGAAUUUCCUUGGAAACUCAGCCUGGUAGAUUCCAGGGUAUCCAAUUUAUUUGGUUCUUUUGCCAUGUGCUGCUUAACAUGGCUUGAUCCAAGCAAACUGAAACCAGCCUGCCUGCCUGCAUGUUGUACCAGCAUCCCCCUCUCGCCUUGACAUGCUUGGCGGGGGAGGCCUAAAGACACUUGGCAGUAUGUCAUGGUAAUUCUAAUCUAUAUGCGCCUGCCUGCUCCAGAGUAGCUGCUCCCUGCGUGCCAACACCUUGGUGGGGGGGCUAAGACUCCUUUCCCUUCCUAUAUACAUGCCAGCAAUGGGCUACAUUUGCGGAUCUAGAAAGGAUGGGUGUCAACCAGAGGCUUUCUGGGUGGGAUGGCAGUGCACAAGUCCUCCUGCUGCCUAGAGAGGCUGCCUUUGAUGGAGGGGGUGGGGCUUAGGCACGAUCCAUUUGAGCAAUAGAAAAUGGUUCUUAUAUCCAUGUGAUGAUCUGCCCUUCCCUAGCCAGGUCAUACCAGAGAGCAGACUGAUCUACAUUUCCCUGCUCAUUUUUCCUCUUCCUCCUCCAGUUAGUUGUUGACUUUCUCUCUCAGAGCAGAUGAAAAAUAUUUUUACCCAGUGAAGGAGAGGAAGGAUAGUAGCAGGAAUAAAGUUGGCUGCACUGUGAUUCUUGUCCUGAAAGCAAGGGUGCCUUGAAUUUCCAAAAAAGGCUCCACUCUCAAAACCACCAGUUUUACCUCUUUCUUUGUGCUGGGUGGGUGUGAACAGGUAUCAAGCCACUGGAAAUGUAAGGGGGAAACAUUGAAGUUCUACACACAGUGCCUGUUGUUGGCAGGAGCAGCUCUCCUGUAGCCACAGUCCCCUGGGAAGACCCCAGUCCCAGGGUCUGGGAAGAAAGAGGCACAAAGCGGCUUGACCGCAAGGGACCGCUUCCUGCAAGACCUAGUGUGAAGCUGGAGAUAUUGUAGACACUAAUUAGAGACACACAUAGCUGGUAGCCUGUUUAGUUUUUGAACUACAACUCCCACCAUGCCUGACCAUAAGGCCGUGCUGGUUGUGAUAGUAUGAGGGGAGCUGGAAUCAAACAACACCUGGAGCACCAAAGCUUCCUCCCGGCCAUGAUGUAGUAGGACCCAAAUUCUGUAAGAACAGGUGAAAAUGCAAAGAAACGAGGACUUGUGAAGGUGGGGAACUAGGCAUCUUUGCCCUGAGAGGAGGCAUGUAGAGACUGAGGGAAAUGGAUGGGCCACAACAAAGGUUGAUCUGAUUGGUUGAGGCCUUGCUGGCUUUGGUCUGCCUAGCUUGUUAGGAGGUUGGAAUGAAGACUGAGGGCCAAUCCUUGCACAGAGAGUCUACGUGGCCUGUGUUGUCUUCUCACCCCCAGCCCCUGCUCCUGUUUUCUGACUGGAUUGCACUGCACCCAAGGUGAAUGGGCAUGCUGUGAGUGCAGAAAGCAGGUUUGCACGACCACUUAAACCUACAGCGUAGAAGGCCUGUGGCAGCAUGCAGAACUGCCAAGCUAAGAUAUAAGUGUGAUGAGAAACGUGGAAUAACUCACUUGGCCUGUUCUCAGUGCAACUGGGAAACAAAAAACAACAGUGGCUAGCUAGCUGCCUGCAGAGAGAGUGGUUGUCUCAGCUGGUUCCUGGCUGUCUCUUGCACCCAGUUCUUUAAAGCUCUGUUGCUAGAGCUGCCCUCAAGGGGGUCUGUCUGAAAGGAUCGAAGAGAGGGAUGUCAUUCUGUCCCUGAAAUGAGCACAGGAGGCUUCCCAGUAUCUCUGGCUCUGCAAGCUAGGAGGGCCCAAAGAUGUCCCCACUGUAGCUCUUCCUUGCCUGCUGCAAUUCAGCAUCACAUCGGCGCCGCUUGCUCCACCUAGGAUCUAAGACCAUAUCCCACCAAUAUAAUAGAAGCUGGGCUGCUGAUGCUGUUAACUAUAACGCACAAACUACUAGACUCCAAUGUAAUCUUCACAACACACAAGACCAGAAAGGGGAACAGGUGAGGAGCUCUUUGCCUUGCUUAUGGCGUGAACUGGAGUCCUUAUUGUGUAGAGUCAUCAAUGGCCUCUUAACUGGGUUGAACUCACAAACAAGUGGUUGACGAAGCCUCUGGCUCCCAACACUGAGCAAAACGAGCCACACUAACAGUGUGCAUUCUGGGUCAUUAAGACAACUCUUUCAGUGCGAGAAAAGCUCCCUAAUCAAUGCUGAUUUUUCUCUGUGCAGAUUGGAGUGGUGCUCUCAGGAGGCCACAAAGUGCUUCUUGGUCUCAGGCCAGCGCUUGGGGAAGGGAGGAUGAGUCUGGGAAUCUAGCACUCCAGUAUUCUGAGGCUGCCUCCGUCCUGUUGAGUCACGGAUCAUUCUGUCUGUAGCGGAAACCGUUGCAUAUAAACUUGUCAUGGGAUCCAGCCAAACUUAGAACUUUCUGAAUCCUCUGCUGUGUCUGUAAUUUGUGGACUUUGCACUUUGACUGGGUUUCCUUGUAUGGCCUGUCAUUGUAACUCAUGAUUUUAAACAAGAAAGAUCUUUACAAAAAUAAAGAUUCUCAAAGUG
This is a messenger RNA of Podarcis muralis (Common wall lizard), 4881 nucleotides long. It is a transcript of the gene RAB15, whose product is annotated as RAB15, member RAS oncogene family. Gene Ontology annotation, molecular function: GTPase activity; GTP binding. Gene Ontology annotation, biological process: Rab protein signal transduction. Lineage: Eukaryota; Metazoa; Chordata; Lepidosauria; Squamata; Lacertidae. The record is from RefSeq and is a predicted model, not a curated record.